Molecule: messenger RNA, 2686 nt
Organism: Dinoponera quadriceps
Lineage: Eukaryota; Metazoa; Arthropoda; Insecta; Hymenoptera; Formicidae
Gene: Cog2
Product: conserved oligomeric Golgi complex subunit 2
Exons: 11
Coding region: 389-2491 (700 amino acids)
Biological process (GO): protein transport; intra-Golgi vesicle-mediated transport; Golgi organization
Cellular component (GO): membrane; COG complex
Source: RefSeq, a predicted model, not a curated record
CAGUGUGAUUAGUCUGGUCUACAAUAGGUGUUUUAAGCUUUAAGCCUUAAGAAAUUGACCAAUUACAAUCGACUGUGAUUGGUCAAUAUCUUAUGGAUUGAGGCUUAUUACACCUAUUGUGAUCGACUUUUGGAAAAUGGGUAUGAUUAGCAGAUCUGAAAGUAAACAAUUAUGUAUUUUCUGCGCGUAAAAGUACAGAAAGCGUAACCGAAAAGAACAGCGUGUGUCACGUCAUAAUAUGAAGAUUAGCGGCUGUGAAUCUUUGAAUGUCGUGUAGUUGAAAUUUAUAGUGACAGAGAAGGUAACUGUUAUCCCACCGAAAGUGUGAUGAUCAUCGUUAAUUAGCCGCAGAAUUAAAAGACAUUCUACAAGACGCAAAUAUACAAUUAUGUCUAACAAUAAUAUCACUUUGCCAAAAGCCCCGAAAGAUCUGUGUUUCUCCGAGCUUGAUUUUAUACAGGAUAAUUUUGAUGUUGAUACUUUCCUGCAAGAUCACAGAAAAAAUGGCAAGCUUGAGACAAUGCGAGACGAUCUUGGCAUGUACUUGAAAUUAUUGAGAUCUGCCAUGAUUGACCUAAUUAAUAGAGAUUAUACAGAUUUUGUGAACUUGUCUAGUAAUUUGAUCGGUCUGGAUAAAGCUAUCAAUGAUUUGCAGACACCGCUUGGACAGUUAAGGGAAGAAGUUAUGCAAGUACGACAAGCAUUAGAUGAUGAAAUUACAGCUAUUUCAACUAAUUUAAAUGACAAUUUGAAGAUCAGAGAACGUAAACAGAAUUUGCACAGUUUGCAACAUGUAUACAAAUCAUUGAAGAAGCUUUCCUCCAUUUUAUCUAUGAAAACAUUUAUGGAACAUCCUACGAAGAUCGACAUUUUAGAACAGGCAGCAAUUGAGCUGAAUCAGUUAAAAUUUCACAUAUCCAGAUGCAAAUCAGACAUCUCAGUGGAUCAAGGAAAAGAAAGUACGGAAUUAGAGAAUCUAUAUCUAACUUGUCUGAACGAGUUAUUCUUAGCAUGUAUACAGGAAAAGAAUUCAAAUUUGGCAAUUCGUUGCCUCAGGAUUUAUCUUACGCUGGACAAAAUAUCAAAUGCUGAAGAAUUAGUAAAGCACGAACUUGUAAGGCCAUUGAUUUACAAUAUGAUCAAUGAGGAGAACCUUCAAACCGAUCCGCUUGGUCUGCAAAGUAUUUAUCAUAGGCUACUAAACAUUCUGAAUGUAGAGAUGAAGCAACUACUAGAUAUUACAUUAUAUUCUGACAGGAUAUCCGUAAAAGGAUUUAAUUUUUUAGUGAACAGUUUUUGGGUUGAAGUCGAGGAAAAGAUAGAGCAGUAUAUAAAGUCUGUUUUUGCUCCUGGAGACCCAGUGUUGUUUCAUAAAAGAUAUACAGCUACGUUAGAAUUUUUAACAAAAUUAGAAGUAGAAUGUGUCACACCUGAAACCUUAACAGCAUUGAGGAGUCAUCCGCAGUACAAAAGUUUCCUCAAGAAAUGGAAUUUACCAGUUUACUUUCAAAUUCGAUUUCAAGAGAUAGCCGGAAUCGUGGAGGCGGUAUUAGCCGAAAUAGUAUCGCCGGAUUCAGUCAAGGGUAAUUUAGCUUCAUUGACGCAAAAAGAUUUUUCACUUCACGCAACUUGCGUAAUUUGGGAUAAUCUGCUGAGAAUUUGGGCUGAUGAUAUCUACUUAUACCAAUUGUUUCACAGGUUCUGGAAACUCAGUCUUCAGAUAUGCUCGAGAUAUCAGACCUGGUGUCAGAAUGCGAUGAAACAAGUAUGGCCUGUCAUAAAUGAAACUAACAGCUCAAGUGACUCGGAACAUUCUACGAGAUUGAACUUUCUAGUAUAUUUGUACACUGAUAUAGAGAAACUAGUGAAUGCGUUACCAUCUUUCCUCCAGAUGGUACAAUCCAAGGUUAAAGAUGGGAAUGUUACGAUAUCUAAAUUAUUAGAAGAUUCUCUGAGCGAGACGUCUAAAAAUCUAGCGAAUUUCUUACCGUCGGUUACGAGGGAAAUUGUGAACGAGCUCUCAGAGCAAUGCGUAACUCACUUGAAGCAAGUCAGCGACAUUCCCAGAUUAUUUAGAAGGACAAAACGAGAUGUACCGACUAAACCUUGUCCAUAUGUAAAAAGCGCAAUGAUUCCUCUCACCAACUUCCACGUGGAUUACAACAAGAUCAUUCCAGAGACCGUUGCCCUCUGGUUAGAAUUAACGUUAUCGUCACUGACGGAAAGUUAUUUGCUGUUCGUUACGGACGUAUUAACGUCCGUACAAAAAACUGAAGAGAGCCUAAGGAGAUUGAAGAAGAUUCGCGACAAAACUACCGGCAUCCUUCCUUCGGAGCCUCAAGGAACCAGCGACGACGAAAAGAUACGUAUUCAGCUCAAAGUCGACGUGGACGGUUACGCAAAUAUGAUCAAAGAUCUUAACAUGUCCGUCAGCAAUAUACAUCAUCUGCAGGACCUGAUAGACGCUAUAGAAGCAGCUAUGAAGAAAUGAUAAUUCUCAGUUGUAUUACAAGAGAUGUGAUUCAACGAUGGCUUAAUAAUAAUGACGCCAAUAUUGUGUCAAUUAUUGCGACGUUGAUAUGUUAACCUGGACGAGUUACGACAUGUCCAGACUUUACUUACAGUUAGACAUGUGAGAAUUUAUUUUGAAAUGUACAUACUUCUCCAAUAUAUUAUAUGAUGUAUA